This is a messenger RNA of Yamadazyma tenuis ATCC 10573, 1985 nucleotides long. It is a transcript of the gene PLB4.5, whose product is annotated as Plb4.5p. The record is from RefSeq and is a predicted model, not a curated record. Gene Ontology annotation, cellular component: intracellular membrane-bounded organelle; extracellular region; cytosol. Gene Ontology annotation, molecular function: A2-type glycerophospholipase activity. Gene Ontology annotation, biological process: glycerophospholipid catabolic process. NCBI's taxonomy places the organism in Eukaryota, Fungi, Ascomycota, Pichiomycetes, Serinales, Debaryomycetaceae.
GCCAUUUAUCAUCAUGAACAUGUUGGUGGUUGCUCUUUUGCUAUGGUGCGAUGUAAUUUGUGCAAAAUCUCCUACUGGUACUUUCGCACCAGGGUUGGUGACAUGCCCUAAUACUACUUCAUUAAUAAGAGAAGGGGACUCGCUUUCAAACAGUGAGAAGUCAUGGAUUGACCAAAGAAAACAAAAGACUAGAGGUGCCUUACAAGAGUAUUUGCUGAAGGUGGGACUUGAUGAUAGCUUAGACCUUUUUGAAAACUCAUCGGCCGAUGUUAAUAUAGCUGUUUCCAUGAGUGGUGGGGGUUACCGUGCCAUGCUUGCUGGGGCUGGCCAAUUGGCUGCAUUAGAUAACCGUACGGAAGAUGCAAAUGAGUACGGCUUGGGAGGAGUGUUACAAAGUGCUAAUUAUCUCAGUUCGCUUUCUGGAGGAUCUUGGUUGGUUGGGUCUUUGGUGAUGCAGGAUUUCCCCACAGUAGAAGAGGUGGUGUUGGAAGAUCCUUACGAUGUUUGGAAUUUGACGGACACACGGCAGCUUCUUGAAACUCUGGGGCUUUGGACCAUUGCAUUUUCGGUGCUUUUCGAUAGUUUCACCGGAUUUGUCAAGCAUUUGAAUAACUAUGUGGUGAGUGCGUCUCACAAGGUAGGAAUCAAAUAUGACAUGCAAAGGAAGAAAGAUGCUGGCUUCCCCAUCACCAUAACCGAACCAUGGGCCAGAGGAUUGUCUUAUCAGCUUCUUCAGGAAGGUGAAGAUGAUUAUGGCACCUCCACCACUUUCUCUGAUCUCAGAGGUAUGAAGACUUUCCAGAAUUAUGAUAUGCCAUUCCCCUUGUUCACGGCUAUCGGAAGAAAGCCAAACACCAUCACAUACCACUUGAAUUCAACUGUGUUUGAGUUCAAUCCGUUUGAGAUGGGGUCAUUUGAUCCUUCUGUCAACAGUUUUAUUGAUAUCAAGUACUUGGGAACAAACGUCACCAACGGUGAACCAACCAACGGUUCAUGUGUGGCGGGAUUUGAUAAUGCCGGUUACGUGAUGGGGACCUCAUCAUCGCUUUUCAACUCAUUUUUGAGUUCACUUACUUGUCCUACUUGCAACUCAUUGAAUGUCGUGCUCAAGUACUUUGUCAACCGGUUUUUGGACUAUUUAUCCGAUAAUCAACUUGAUAUUGCCCAGUAUAGUCCCAACCCCUUCAAGGGCUCGCAGUAUGCUGGCUCUGAUCUGAUCACCAAUAAUGAUACCCUAUACUUGAUGGAUGGGGGCUUGGCUAACGAAACAUUGGCCAUUUCAUCAUUAUUGACCACCCACCGGAAAAUCGAUGCAGUCGUGGCCAUGGACAACGGAGACAACUGGCCCAAUGGACGGCCAUUAAUCGCGGCAUACGAACGUCAAUUUGAGAGUCAAGGGAAGUCUUUGGUGGUUCCAUAUGUACCUAAUGAGGAAACUUUUCUCCACAAUAAUUUGACUGCAAAACCAACUUUUUUUGGCUGCGACGCUAGUAACUUGACAGAUUUGAUCAAAGAUGACGUGGUUCCUCCGCUUGUCAUUUAUAUUGCCAACAGGCCAUACAGUUUCUUCUCCAAUACAUCAUUAUUCAAGCUCUCAUAUACUGAUGACGAGAAAAAAGGUAUGGUUAGAAAUGGAUUCGAGACCGCUGCCAGACUCAACGGUACAAUCGACGAAAAUUGGCCCAAGUGUGUCGGAUGUGCCCUUAUCAAAAGAGAACAAGAAAGGCAAGGAAUAGAACCAUCGGAUGAGUGUGAGGAAUGUUUUCAGGAGUAUUGUUGGGAUGGUAAAAGAUAUGAGCCUGAAGGAGUUUAUUAUCCACCAGUCAACUUCACAGACUCCGGAUUGACCAACGACUCGUUUGCUUUAGUAGGAGCUGGGGAGGGUCAGACGUACACGUCCGAUACAGAAGUGUUUGGGUUGUAGGGAAAGAUGCAAAUAGUAUAUAUAAAAUGGAUUUGUACAAUAAAAGUAAGUCACGGUCGUA